Messenger RNA from Bipolaris oryzae ATCC 44560, 1377 nucleotides. RefSeq lists its product as uncharacterized. The coding region runs from base 1 to 1377 and encodes 458 amino acids. NCBI's taxonomy places the organism in Eukaryota, Fungi, Ascomycota, Dothideomycetes, Pleosporales, Pleosporaceae. The record is from RefSeq and is a predicted model, not a curated record. The transcript is spliced from 2 exons.
AUGAGGUCUGCUGUCAUUCUCGCCCUUUCGGGAUCUUCCCUUGCUCUGCCUUUUGGCGGUGCCAUGAACGCCAUGUUUGGUGCUAAGGAAGCCCGUGAGGCUCAGGCUCCUGCACCAGAGAACAUGCCCAACUUCCCAGGUGCUGGCUUCCCCGCCCCUACUGGAACUGGCGUACCUUCUUUCCCUGCGCCCACUGGAGGUUUCCCUGGUGGUCAGCCAGGAGGUCAGCCAGGAGGUCAACCUGGCGGAGGUUUCCCUGGUUUCCCUGGAGGCCAACCAGGUGGCCAGCCAGGUGGUCAGCCCGGAGGUCAGCCCGGAGGUCAGCCUGGCGGAGGUUUCCCCGGCUUCCCUGGAGGCCAGCCAGGUGGUCAGCCUGGAGGUCAGCCAGGUGGUGGCUUCCCGGGUUUCCCCGGUGGCCAAAAUGGAGGUCAGCCAGGUGGUGGCUUCCCGGGUUUCCCCGGUGGCCAAAAUGGAGGUCAACCCGGAGGUCAACCAGGUGGUGGCUUCCCCGGUUUUCCUGGUGGUCAAAACGGAGGCCAACCCGGAGGCCAGAACGGUGGCCAGCCCGGAGGUCAGAACGGUGGCCAGCCCGGAGGUCAGAACGGUGGCCAGCCCGGAGGUCAAAAUGGAGGUCAGCCCGGAGGUCAGAAUGGUGGAGGUUUCCCUGGCUCCCAAGGAGGCCAGGCCCCAACAGUAAAGAGGCUCGCAGUCAACUACGGCCUUGCUCCCACCCUACAUAAGAGGGGACAGGCCGCUACUCCCUCUCUGCCCGAAUUCCAGCUUCUGUCCAAGGACGGUAGUGCCCCAGCUGCUCCAGCUGCAAGCGCACCGGCCACUGGUUCUCCUGCUGAAGGUGGCUCUCCAUACGGCGAUGAGCCCGCUGGAGGUGCCCCAACUGAGGGCGCUCCUGAGGCUGGCGCUCCCGGUGCUGGCACUCCUACUGAGGGUGCCCCAGAAUCUGGUGCCCCUGGUGCCGGCGCCCCUACCGAGGGCUCUCCCGAAUCCGGUGCUCCUGACUAUGGUACUCCCACUGAAGGUGCCCCAGGUGCCGGUGCCCCAGGUGCUGGCUCUCCCGGCGCAGGAACUCCCCCCUUCCCUCUCCCCACCGGCGCCCGUCCUCCCUUCCCUCUCCCCACUGGCGCUCUUCCCUCCUUCCCCCUGCCCACCGGUGGUUUCCCCGGCGGCCCAGGUGGACCAGGCGGUAACGCUCCCUUCCCAGGUGCUGGCGGUCCCGGAGGCAACAACGAGAGUGGCAAGCCUGGUUCCGGUGGUUUUCUCGAGUGGCUCAGCGGUCUCUUCGGCAAAGGCAAGGGCGAGGGUGCCGGCCAAGGCGAGGGUGCCGGAAAAGGCGAUGGCGAGUCCAAGGGCGACUACUAA